Molecule: messenger RNA, 1188 nt
Organism: Arvicola amphibius (Eurasian water vole)
Lineage: Eukaryota; Metazoa; Chordata; Mammalia; Rodentia; Cricetidae
Gene: Pecr
Product: peroxisomal trans-2-enoyl-CoA reductase
Exons: 8
Coding region: 113-1027 (304 amino acids)
Biological process (GO): phytol metabolic process
Cellular component (GO): peroxisome
Molecular function (GO): trans-2-enoyl-CoA reductase (NADPH) activity
Source: RefSeq, a predicted model, not a curated record
GAUACAGAAGCAGGGUCUGUUCAGUCACGUGGGCGCGGAGCCUAGUGCUCUGCUCUCUUUAGGGAGCCUAAGGUCUGUCUUUUCGGAACGCGGUGACAGACGCUCUGCCGCAAUGGGGUCUUGGAAUAAAGGUCAGAGCUGCCUAGCGGCCGGGUUGCUGCAGAACCAAGUGGCCGUGGUUACCGGCGGGGCCACGGGCAUCGGAAAAGCCAUCUCCCGGGAGCUCCUGCACUUGGGGUGCAAUGUGGUCAUUGCUUCCCGGAAGCUGGACAGAUUAAACACUGCUGCAGAUGAACUAAGAAAGUCCCUGCCUCCCUCCAGCCGCGCUCAGGUCACUGCCAUACAGUGCAACAUCAGGAACGAAGAAGAGGUGAAUAAUUUGGUCAAAUCUACCUUAGCUAAGCAUGGUAAGAUCAACUUCUUGGUGAACAACGGAGGAGGCCAAUUCCUGUCUCCUAUUGAAGACAUCAGUGCAAAGGGAUGGCAAGCUGUGAUCGAAACCAACCUGACAGGCACUUUCUACUUGUGUAAAGCAGUUUACAAUUCCUGGAUGAAAGACCAUGGAGGAUCUAUUGUCAAUAUCAUUGUCCUUAUUAGCAAUGGGUUCCCAAUAGCCUCGCACUCCGGAGCUGCAAGGGAAGGUGUUUAUAACCUCACCAAAUCCAUGGCUCUGGCCUGGGCCCAAAGUGGAGUAAGGAUCAACUGUGUUGCUCCUGGAACCAUUUAUUCCCAGACUGCUGUUGACAACUACGGUGAAUUGGGACAAAGCAUGUUUGAAACGGCCUUUAACACUAUCCCAGCUAAGCGCAUUGGAAUCCCUGAGGAGAUCUCCUCUGUAGUGUGCUUUCUGCUGUCCCCUGCAGCUUCCUUUAUCACUGGACAAUUGGUCAAUGUGGACGGGGGCCAGGCUUUGUAUACUCAUUCCUUCAAUAUACCAGAUCAUGACAACUGGCCUGAGGGAGUUGGGGACCUUUCUGUGGUCAAGAGAAUGAAGGAAUCUUUUAAGAAGAAGGCGGCCAAGCUCUAAAUCAAGGAAGCACCACCGUCUUGUCCCUGUGUGCCUUAGCAUUUUGAGAAGGUUUUGUACGUCACAAGACCUUAUAAUUUGUGGGGAAAAAAACUGUUAACAUUAUCAAUUUUACCUAUGCAAAAACUACUCCCAAAAAUAAACGUAUUUUCAUGUGCAAA